Molecule: messenger RNA, 4295 nt
Organism: Mobula hypostoma (lesser devil ray)
Lineage: Eukaryota; Metazoa; Chordata; Chondrichthyes; Myliobatiformes; Myliobatidae
Product: cold-inducible RNA-binding protein-like
Exons: 8
Coding region: 162-617 (151 amino acids)
Biological process (GO): positive regulation of mRNA splicing, via spliceosome
Cellular component (GO): spliceosomal complex
Molecular function (GO): RNA binding
Source: RefSeq, a predicted model, not a curated record
AGAGGGAAUUACCUCGCCGCGUCUGCGCAGUGCUGACAAAACAGGACAGGAAGAAGUAUUUUUCCUCCUUUCGUUCUCAUUCUGUUGUUUCGGAGCGGAAGAGGUGGUGUUGUCGAGCACUGAGCCGUUUGCUAAUUUAAAAAACACUUAAACACGAAACCAUGUCUGAUGAAGGAAAACUUUUUGUUGGUGGGCUGAGCUUUGACACAGAUGAACAAUCAUUGGAGCAGUUAUUUUCCAAGUAUGGUGAAGUUCGUGAUGUCCUUGUGAUCAAAGAUAAAGACACACACAAAUCUAGAGGGUUUGGUUUUAUUACUUUUGAAAAUCCUGAUGAUGCAAGGGACGCCAUGGCCAUGAAUGGAAAGUCAGUUGAUGGUCGGCAAAUUCGUGUAGACCAAGCAGGAAAAGGCUCUGGAGGUAGAGGACGUAGUUACCAAGGUGGUCAGUCACGAAGUUAUGGAUUCCGUGGUGGGAGAAGUAGCCGUGGAUUUUACAGAGAUGGUGACAGAAGUGGACGAAACAGUUACGGAAAUGACUAUUAUAGGAGCUCAGGCAUGUAUAGCUAUAACAGUUCAGCUGGAAGGUCUUACCGAGAUGACUACGACAGUUAUGAAUAAAAAAAACCUCUGAAGAAAGAUGACAGUCGUGUUUUAAUUUUGGAAGAGACUUCAGUCACGAUAAAUGAAAACUGGCCCAUAUGCUGGGAAGAAAGAAGAAAAUUUGGAAAAAAUAAUUAGUUGUAGUUAAUAUCUGUUUGGGUAACGAAGACUUCAUUAGAACUGUGUUCAGUAUAGUUUUUGUUUUCCUCCAAUUAUAAACCGAACUUGAUUAUAAAACUAUUGUAUUCAUUAAAUUGUGAAGUCCUCUCUAGUUUGCAAGAAAAACAAAACUUGGUACAUAUCUUAUGACCUAAGUUUGUGUACACUUUGGAUAUUACAAUUUUUUUCCUCCUGUUACCUCAGUUCCUCUCCUGAUAUAUUCAUUGUACUACCUAAUCUCAUUUGACUUCUAUAUUGCUGAUUGCUUUAAGAAAAGCAAUAAUGUAUUGUAAAUGAUUUUAUUAAAAUGUAUUUCAAUUGAGUUUUAAUUCUACCAAAUGUUUUUAUUUUUAACAAUUAAAAUGAUUGAAACUUAAUGAUUGAAAUCUGAGUGACUAAAGCAAAAAUGGCAGAAUAUUGUAGGAAACUAGGCCAAAUCUCAUUUGUUUAUAACUUAGCGAAAUUAAACCUGUAAUGUUUUUCUAUUAAGAUGUCCUUAAAUUUUUGGUAUUAAAUUUGAAAGAUUGCCAAGAAAAAAAAUUUUCUAGGUUCCUGGUUGGCCAGUUUAGCAAUUAAGAUAGGUAACCACAUGCGUGUGUACCAAAAUUCCUUGAUAACAUUCAAUUAACACACCAUCUGCAGAUGUAUGCUAUGCAGAGAACUACACUUUUUCUGAAGGGGCAUUACUUAGGCAGUCAAUUUCAGAAGUGUAUUCUUUCUCCUGUAGGGGAAGGUUACCUUGUGAUAAAUUUACUGAUUUUGGUUGUGCGCCUCAUCUGUUACUUGAAUAAUGUUUCGAUAUUUCUUUUGACAUUUCCCUUUGGGUGUUAGUGUAACCCCAUCACACUUGUCUUCUAAUGACUUAGGCCAUUUGGUCCAAUUCCAUCUUAUCCCAAUGUGUCCUAUUUCCUUGCAGUAUUACAUUUCAAGUGCCUAUUAAUUCUCAUUCUCCUGUCACUCACCUACACUAGUAGCCAAUUAACUUGUCAUUGCAUCUUUGGAAUGUGCAAAUAUGAUGAUUUAUAAUUGGGGGAAAUCCACUUUGUUCAGGAAUACUUUGCAAAUGCCACAGGUAUCAUUCAAAGUUGACAGUAAACCUGGGCUGCUGUAACUGUGUACUUUGUCAUAGAAGAUUAGAACUUGAAUGUUUGGUGUCCAAGAUCAGAAGGGCUAAUGUAGUUAGGAUUAAUAUUGCCUUCUCUGGGUAAUUAACUAGUGUCAGCUUUGUACUGGAGUAGUUUGUCUUAAUGUAAACUGGAACAUGCCUUCAGCAAUUCAGUUUUUAUGUUUGCAUUGCAUUCAUAUACAGUGGCAUGCAAAAGUUUGGGCACCCCUCGUCAAAUUCUCUGUUACUGUGAAUAGCUAAGCGAGUAAAAGAUGACUGGAUCUCCAAAAGGCAUAAAGUUAAAGGUGACAUGUUUCUUUAAUAUUUUAAGCAAGGUUACUUUUUUAUUCCUUUUACAGUUUCAAAAUAACAAAAAAGGGAAAAGGCUUGAAGCAAAAGUUUGGGCACCCUGCAUGGUCAGUACUAAAUAACACCCCCUUUGGCAAGUAUCACAGCUUGUAAAUGCUUUCUGUAGCCAGCUAAGAGUCUUUCAAUUCUUGUUUGCGGGAUUUUCACCCAUUCUUCCUUGCAAAAGGCUUUAAUUCUGAGAGAUUUCUUGGGCCAUCUUGCAUGCACUGCUCUUUUGAGGUCUAUCCACAGAUUUUCAAUGAUGUCUAGGUUGGGGGACUGUGAGGGCCAUGGCAAAACCUUCAGUUUGCACCUCUUGAAGUAGGCCAUUGUGGAUUUUGAGGUGUGUUUAGGAUCAUUAUCCUGUUUUAGAAGCCAUCCUCUUUUUCAUCUUCAGCUUUUUUUGUUUGCUUCCAGAAUUUGCUGGUAUUUAGUUGAACUCAUUCUUCCCUCUACCAGUGAAAUGUUCCCCAUGCCACUGGCUGCAACACAAGCCCAAAGCAUGAUCGAUCCACCCCCGUGCUUAACAGUUGGAGAGGUGUUCUUUUCAUGAAAUUCUGACCCUUUUUUCUCCAAACAUACCAUUGCUCAUUGCGGCCAAAAAGUUCUAUUUUAACUUAAUCAGUCUACAGGACUUGUUUUCAAAAUGCAUCAGACUUGUUUAGAUGUUCCUUUGCAAACUUCUGAUGCUGAAUUUUGCGGUGGGGACGCAGGAAAGGUUUGCUUCUGAUGACUCUUCCAUAAAGGUCAUAUUUGUGCAGGUGUCGCUGCACAGUAGAACAGUGCACCACCACUCCAGAGUCUGCUAAAUCUUCCUGAAGGUCUUUUGCAGUCAAACGGAGGUUUUGAUUUGCCUUUCUAGCAAUCCUACGAGCAGUUCUCUCGGAAAGUUUUCUUGGUCUUCCAGACCUCAACUUGACCUCUACUGUUCCUGUUAACUGCCAUUUCUUAAUUACAUUACAAACUGAGGAAAUGGCUACCUGAAAACGCUUCGCUAUCUUCUUAGCCUUCUGCUUUGUGGGCAUCAUUUAUUUUAAUUUUUUGAGUGCUAGGCAGCUGCUUAGAGGAGCCCAUGGCUGCUGAUUGUUGGGACGAGGUUUGAAGAGUCAGGGUAUUUAUAAAGCUCUGAAAUUUGCAUCACAUGGCUUUUCCUAAAAAUGACUGUGAACAAGCCAUAGCCCUCAAGCUAAUUAAGGUCUGACACCUUGGUAAAAGUUAUUUGAGAGCUCAAAUCUCUUGGAGUGCCCAAAAUUUGCAUGGUGCUCUUUUCCUUUUUUCCCCCACUCUAAAAUUGUACAAAACAAAAAUAAUACACUAAUCUUGCUUAAAAUGUUGAAAAGAAUGUUUCACCUUUAAUUUUAUGACUUUUGGAGAUCUGUUCAUCUUCUACUUACUUAACUAUUCAUGGUAACACAAAUUUUGACUGGGGUGCCCAAACUUUUGCAUGCCAAUGUAUAGUGUUGAAAAUGUGACUUGUAAUUGUCACAGAUUGUUUCUGCCGUAAAGGGGGCCUCAAAUUACAUGGGUCACUGGUUGCAAAUGUUUCUCCCUUAUUUUUAUUUGCUGCUGAGCUAUGCUAUUAAGGAUGAAGUGUUCCUGAGGAUGGUCAUCCUACCAGUUAUCUAAUUGUUCAUUGUAGGUAAAUGGGAUUUAGAGGCAUGGAAAGAAUUGGACCAGGAUGCAUUGAUAUAUCUUCUUAGCCUGAGCAGUCUUGUUUAAUUAUUUUUUUAUAAUGGAAGCAAAUUAACUUAUUACAAAAUGUUGCAUAUGCUGUGUUUCCUGUAAUAUAGGAACUCAGGCUUUGAGGUAGUUUCAUUAAACAUGAACAUGAAUUUGUAAAUGAGUGCAUCAGAAGUGUGUAUAUAUACUUGGUGAUACUUGUUAAGGAUUUGUUUUCCAGGGGUUCUGAAUCACACAUUUUCUCUUUCAAAACUGUCGUAUAAGUUGGUUUUACGUACAGCUCCCAUAACCUGAAUAUGUAAAAUGAGCUCACAAUUUGAGUAUAGUUCUGAAAAGUUCACUUUCUUUUCUUUCCAUUGAUGCUGAGUGACCAUAAAAGUUUCCUGCAUGGUUUUUUUGAUUAC